AUGACGAGGCGGGGUUUGCUGGUUGGGUUUGGACUCCUCGUCACAUUGUUCAACACGCAAGCAUUUGCUGCAGUUGACGAUGCUCGGACCCAAUACAGGAAAGGAAUUCAAGACUUUGUAAACGGCAGAGUCAAAGAAAGCGUGGAGGCCUUUGAUAGAGCAAUUGAGCUUGACUCGACAUAUGCGGAUAUUCUAUGGCAGAGGGGCUUGAGCUUGUACUACUGUGAUCGAUUUGACGAAGCUUCAAAACAAUUUGAAAGAGAUGUACGCCUCAAUCCAAGAGACACCGAGGAAGCUAUCUGGAGAUUCUUCUCACAGGCCAGGACAGCCGUUGGUUUCUCAGAUGCUCAGAAGCAAAUCUUGAGAGUGGAAGGAGAGACACGAGAGUACAUGAAGUUGAUCUACGGUGUUUGCAGAGGGGCCAUUCCGCUCCAGGAGUUGGAAGAGAAAGCUUUGAGUGAUCAAUUCUACUACAACCUGUAUGCUGGCUUGAUUGCUGAGGCCCAGGGCCGUCCUGCAGCUGCUCAGAAUUUCCUCGAUAGAGCUGUGAAGAGCCCCUACAGCAAGGAAGGCGACUACAUGUGGUUCGUUGCGUCGGUUCAUUGCAAGUUACGAGGUUGGAACAAGUGA
Messenger RNA from Guillardia theta CCMP2712, 630 nucleotides. RefSeq lists its product as hypothetical. The coding region runs from base 1 to 630 and encodes 209 amino acids. NCBI's taxonomy places the organism in Eukaryota, Cryptophyceae, Pyrenomonadales, Geminigeraceae. Gene Ontology annotation, cellular component: chloroplast. Gene Ontology annotation, molecular function: protein binding. The transcript has 3 exons. The record is from RefSeq and is a predicted model, not a curated record.